CAUACACACACAAAUGCACACAAACAGUAACAGCGCGAUCGUGUCACCUUCUUUUCGCGUUUUGUUUGCACUGAUUGUAAACAAAUGGAAGACUGUUCGAUGUUGCCUUGAAACUGUUUGAGAAUUCGUCAGCAGAAUAGAUAGGAUGCGCGAUCAUGUCAAAAGUGACAAAAAUGCACAUUGAUGACUACAUAUUCUUUCAUAGGCAUUGUGUUUCGAACGGGUCUUCUCUGCUUAUCUCACCUUAUGAGCUGUCAACCGACGAAAAGAAGUUUGUUGUUGCCUAUUUUUAAACUUUCCGUCAUCUCUUUUUUUUAUACUUUUUCCCUUGUCGUCGUUAAAAUGUCAUGUCAAGGUUUGAUACAAAUAUAAGAAUUCACCGAGCUGAAGCAAGGUUAUUUUUUAUGGUUCUUCUUCCUUUCAACGCAUUUCUUUCAUCUAUUCUCAUCGUUGCAGACUUGAAUGUUUCAUCUACGCACCUCACAACUAUUGUGUAGGAUCAUCUCCUUAAAAAAUGCCACUGAUACCGCUGUUGAUGAUGCCAACGAUAUUGUCACUGCUGCUGGUAGUUGUUAUACGACUGAAGCUGAUCGACCGACAGUACCUAUAACAGACAAUCCAUGCAGAGAACUCUUACCGCAUAAAUACACAUCUUAUCAAGCGAUUCCCAUGGCUGAAGAAUCCUAUGCAACUUCUGCAGCUUCGACAGUACUCAAGACGGAAGCAAUCAUCUCUGAAACGCAAGUGCAACAUGCAUUCGAGUUCAAUAUUAUCCUUAAAUAUUCUAUAGAAAUGAUUGCUUCCUUUAUGCUGAUUUUGGGCAAUCAAAUUGUUAAUGUUCGCUUCCUUGGUCAGCACUUGGAUUCUGAAAUCAUGGCUGCAGUCUGUUUGGGAAAUAUGUUUGCUGCUAUCACUGGCUAUUCCAUAGGACAAGGCAUAUUGACAGCAAUGGAUACAUUAGUAGCUCAAGCCUAUACAGGCGCAAAAAGUGAUCCAACCGUUGUAGGCAUCAUUUUACAACGAGGGCUUAUUAUCAUUAGUCUUUUUGCCGCUUUGAUCACAGCCAUAUGGUCUUGUGCUGAACCUAUCUUACUUUAUUUGAAUCAAAUACCAAGAUUGGUCUCUAUAGCACAAACUUAUCUCUUACUGUGCAUACCCCACAUGUAUUUAUAUUUUUUCUUGGUUUGUACCAGAAAGUUUUUGCAAGGCAUCGGCGAGAUGAAGAUCAUUAUGUAUUUGUUAUGUUUCGCUUUUCCAUUGAAUGUUACUUCCAACUAUUUUUAUUUUGUCUAUAUGGAUCUUGGUUAUAAAGGUGCUGGGUAUCAUCUAAUCACCACGGCUGUAGCCUAUACUGUCCUAUUGCUUUAUCUCGUGUAUGCUUUUACCGAUGCGCGCAAAUACUGGCCUGGCUUGACAAUGAAACCAUUCCACCAUUGGGGGCAAUUCUUAAGAUUAGGCCUCCCUGGUAUGUUGAGUAAUACAGAAUGGGCUUUUGAAAUCUGUGCUAUCGCAACAGGUGCAUUAGGUAAUACAAGUUUAGCCGCUCAAUCGAUAGUGUUAUGUUGCAUUUCCUUCCUUUUGACAGUUCCUGGUGGACUAUCGACAGCUUUAGCGGUGCGUGUUGGCCAUCAUUUAGGAGCCAAUCGGGCUCAACAAGCCAAAUCUUUAUUUAUCAGAACAGCGGCCGUUGCUUGCUCCUCGGUGAUCAUCAUUUCAAUCAUUUUAUAUGCUGUUCGAGGCCACAUUAGCUAUUAUUUUACGAAGGAUGCAGAGGUUAUUCAAGCUGUCAGCGAUCUUUUAACCAUCGGCAGUAUCGCCCAUUUCACAAUAGGAGUAGGUAUAGUCUCUUCUGUUACGUUGAAUGCUCUUGGGAAACAGCAUUUGGUUGCUACUUUCAACAUUAUUUCCUAUUAUAUGAUUGGCCUUCCUUUGGGUGCGUAUCUGAUGUAUUUAUCAACUGCUACUACGUCGUCCUUCGCACCAACAGGCCACUUUUAUGCAGCCAAUAGCAACAUAGACGGUGUGAUAGGUAUAUGGAAGGGUAUCGUUCUGGCUGGUAUCUUGAAAGCCUUCUGUGAAGCUUCUGUAUUAUUAUUCUUUAUAGACUGGGAAAAAGAGUGUAUGCGUGCAGCUCUCCAUGUAAAACUAUCAAAGUAGCAUUGCCUCGUUUUUAUGUACAAGUAAAAUGGAUCAUUUACUGUUUUAGUAACCUACGAAUACAUUAAACAACGACCUACUCCCCUCCUACAUCAGCAACAAUUUGUCUACGUGGAAAGAUAUUUUUUGAAAAAUUUCGUGACUAUUCAAACAUU
Messenger RNA from Mycotypha africana, 2312 nucleotides. Its product is annotated as mate-domain-containing protein. Gene Ontology annotation, molecular function: antiporter activity; xenobiotic transmembrane transporter activity. The transcript is spliced from 7 exons. Gene Ontology annotation, biological process: xenobiotic detoxification by transmembrane export across the plasma membrane. Lineage: Eukaryota; Fungi; Mucoromycota; Mucoromycetes; Mucorales; Mycotyphaceae. Gene Ontology annotation, cellular component: membrane. The coding region runs from base 463 to 2157 and encodes 564 amino acids. The record is from RefSeq and is a predicted model, not a curated record.